Molecule: messenger RNA, 1371 nt
Organism: Cuscuta epithymum
Lineage: Eukaryota; Viridiplantae; Streptophyta; Magnoliopsida; Solanales; Convolvulaceae
Source: the annotation of a GenBank genome assembly
UUUUUAUCUUCCUUUCCCUCUCUAUUCUCUGGAACCGGCGAUUCUUGCUAUUCCGGCGAUUCUCGGAAGAUUCGAUGGCGGAGACUGAAGCAAUUCUAGGAAGAAAGGAAAGCCUUCCCUUGAUAAAUGGCAUCUCGGGAGAUCCGUUGAAUUUACGUUUAUUCGCCGGCGAUUUACCGGCGAAGUCCGUCCGGGAAACGGGCAAGAACGAGGAGGAAACCGGCGGGGUUAAAGAAACAGUCUUGAAAGGAUUUGCGGAGGAAGGGGUUGAGCUGAGCCUUGGGCUUUCACUGAACGGGAAAUUCGGGUUUGACCCGAACAGAGCCCACAACAUGAAACGGUCAUCUUCGAUAUCGAACUUGGCCGUCCGCGGUGGAGAAGGGGAGGCGCGUGGGUUCUCGGACCACGCGCCGCUGCCUCGAGCGUGCUCGGAUGGGGAGACGGAGGAGUGGAGGAGGAAGAAGGAGGCGCAGACGCAGAAGCGUAUGGAAGCGAAGAGGAAAAGGGUGGAGAAGCUUAAUCACAGCGUGAGAGUUGUGAAAGAGAGGCGGGAGAAGGAAGAAAAGGGGAAUGGGAAUAUUGGGAAGCCAUUAUUGCCUUCAAAUUCUCAGGGAUCAUCUAUAGCUUCACAGGGCAGUGGAUCUUCUGGAGUCUCUGAUUUUGAGAGUCAACCUUUACCAGUUUCCCUUAAAAAUGAGGAAGCAACAAGAAGUGCAAGUGAUCAGUCUGAAGAGGAGGGGCCAAUGCCACCAGCUCCCAUUCUUGAACCUCCAACCAAGAACUCCGAGAAUCCCGUCACCGCCCCCGCGAAGGACAACAAUGAAGCCCUCAGGAACCUAAUGAUGAACAUGCCUUGUGUUUCGACGAAAGGCGAUGGGCCCAACGGGAAGAAGAUCGAAGGCUUCUUGUACAGAUAUAAAAAGGGAGAGGAAGUGAGGAUAAUGUGUGUCUGCCAUGGGAGCUUUCUUUCACCUGCUGAGUUUGUGAAGCAUGCUGGCGGUACAGAUGUCACGAACCCGUUGAAACACAUCAUCGUCACCCCGUCUUGUUUCUUUUAACAUGUGUUUUCAAUAACCACUUCAAUGCUUUUCACCAACCAAAAAUGGAGGAGGUGAUUUACUGAUUUUAUUAGGUUUAAGGUUAAUUAAUGUUGGGAUUGUGUUCUUUUUUGUAUGCAAGCGACAGAGCGCGAAAGGGCGCAGUUAUCAUUAGAGAUUGAUUUAACCGUGUUUAAGGAAUUUGUUUCUGCAUACAAUCAAUUGUACAAAAUCUUGAUAUAACUAGAAAUGGUUUCAUCUCUGGGUUUUAUGAAAAUUUACUUCAGAAAAGAUUACCUCCCUUUUGAUUGUAUAAAUGGUAUGUUCAUAUCGG